Messenger RNA from Mesorhabditis spiculigera, 492 nucleotides. Lineage: Eukaryota; Metazoa; Nematoda; Chromadorea; Rhabditida; Rhabditidae. The record is from the annotation of a GenBank genome assembly.
AUGACCAGUAUCAUGCGGGAACAUCCGCAGUAUAAAUUUGCCCUUGCUGAUCCGGAUAUCUUUGCCGUGGACAGUACACCAAUUCAUCCGAUCUUCGGAGUAUCCCUGGAACUCGCCACAGCCUUGCUCAUCGCCGCCAUGGUGAUCGAAGUCAUCCCUGUGGGUGCAAUGUGUUUGGCGCACUCAUUUUGGCUGCUGAGUGGCGGCACGCUGUUCAGCCCGAACACCCGACGGCUGCAGAUGAAGUUAAUGUACGGACUGCUGGUGCAGAUGGCCGUACCACUGGUGACAAUAGCAAUUCCCUGGGGCUUUUUCGCGGUUGUAAUAAUUCUCGAUUGGGCAGUUAGUCCAGCCACCCUCAACUUUUGGUUCUGGCUGGACGCUGCCCAUGCAACGAUCUCUUCAAUUACGAUGGCGCUUUAUACUGACCCCUACAGGAAAUAUAUAUGGCAUUUGGUCUGGUAUAGGAGGUCAGUUCUAGUGCUGAAAGCU